AUGCCAAACUCUCAGUUAGCAAAGACAACAACCUCUACUGCAAUUAAUUCAUUAUCUUUAAGGUUAUUGAAGAUCGGUGACAAAUGGAAGGAUCAUGUCAUUAAAGGUGUUCCAAUUCCAGUUAGUUCAAACAAUUUAGUACCAGGUAAGAAAAAAAAUGUUUAUAUUCUCUCCAUGUUCCCUUAUCCUUCAGGUAUGUUGCAUAUGGGCCACUUGCGUGUAUAUGUUAUAAGUGACUCUCUAAAUAGAUUCUAUCAACAAAGAGGUCACAAUGUUAUACAUCCAAUGGGUUGGGACGCAUUCGGAUUACCUGCUGAAAACGCCGCUAUUGAAAGAAAUAUCGACCCUCAUCUCUGGACUGAACAAAAUAUCAUAAAAAUGAAGCAACAGAUGAAUCACAUGUUGGCUAAUUUUCAAUGGGACAAAGAAGUUAAGACUUGUGAUCCAAACUACUACCGUUUCACUCAAUGGAUUUUUUUGCAACUGUUUAAAAAUGGCCUUGCUUAUCAAAAGGAGGCCGAAAUUAAUUGGGACCCCGUGGACAAGACUGUCUUAGCUAAUGAACAGGUAGAUUCAAAAGGUAGAUCAUGGAGGUCCGGGGCUCUUGUUGAGAAAAAAAUGUUGAAACAAUGGUUUCUUGGGAUCACAAAAUUCUCCUCUUCUUUACUUAACGGUUUGAAUCAUUUAUCUUUGUGGCCAGAAAAUGUAAAAAACAUGCAAAUUAAUUGGAUAGGCUAUUCACAAGGUGCAGAUAUCAGAUUCAAGACAAAUGAUCCACAAUUCAACUAUAUUACUGUAUAUACAACAAGAGCAGAGACUCUGCCUGUUGUCCAAUAUUUAGCAUUGUCUUGGAAUCAUCCAAUUGUUCAAAAAUACAGUGCAAAUGACCCACAUUUACAAAGCUUUAUUAACCUUUUACCGUCUUUGCCUAAAAAUACUAAGAAAGGGUACCUAAUAAAAGAUAUUUCAGCUGUUAACCCAUUCAAUAACCAGUCUAUACCUAUCUUUGUAGCGCCUUAUGUUAUGUCUGAUUAUGGUGAAAAUGGAACAGCUGUUAUGGGUUGUCCAGGCCAUGAUCAGAGAGAUUUCGAUUUUUGGAAUAGUAAUAAUAAUGAUGAUAGAACUUCUAAACAUAUCAUCUAUACUUGUAUUCAACCUAAGAGAAUAAAGGAUAAAAACCAAGUCUUCAACCAAUCUCAACUAGAUCCACCCUAUACAUCUGAUGUAGGAUUCAUGCAAUCUAAUGCCGAAAAAUAUUUUAAUAUGUCAACAAUCGAAGCAAGAAAGAAAAUUAUUGAGGAUUUAGCCACAAUCGGUAUUGCAAAAGCAGUCAGUAAGACUAAAUUAAGAGAUUGGUUAAUCAGCAGGCAAAGGUACUGGGGAACUCCAAUUCCAAUUAUUCAUUGUCAUUCAUGUGGUUCUGUCCCUGUUCCCGAAGAAGAUUUACCUGUAUUAUUACCUGACAUUCAAGGGAUCCCCAAGAAAGGUGGUAAUCCCCUGGAACAUAUUCCCGAGUUUGUUAAUGUUAAAUGCCCGUCUUGUGGUGGUGAUGCAAAAAGAGAAACAGAUACCAUGGACACUUUUAUCGACAGUUCUUGGUAUUAUUUCAGGUACUUAGAUCCUAAAAAUGAUAAAUCACCUUUCGAUCCAAAGAAAAUUAACGACAGUAUGCCCAUUGAUCUUUAUAUUGGGGGUAUUGAACACGCUAUUUUACAUCUUUUAUAUUCAAGGUUUAUCAGUAAAUUCAUGGGGUCCAUUAACAUGUGGGAUCAUGCUACAAAUGAACCAUUCAAACAAUUAGUAACCCAAGGGAUGGUUCACGGUAAAACUUUCAUUGACUCAAAUAAUGGUAGAUUUUUAAAGCCUGAUGAAAUCGAAUUGAGGGGCUCAGAAUGGUUCAUUAAAGAAACUGGAACUAAGCCUGCUAUCACAUAUGAAAAAAUGUCCAAAUCAAAAUAUAACGGUGUUGAUCCAGAUGAAUGUAUUAGAAAUCAUGGUCCUGAUGCCACAAGAGCUCAUAUGCUUUUCCAAAGUCCAAUCUCGGAAGUGUUAAAAUGGGAUGACACAAAGAUUGUUGGUGUUGAACGUUGGUUAGAUCAUGUUGUUAAAUUGACUAAAGAUAUAGCUGAAGCAAAGGACGACAUUUUUAAUCAGGACUAUAUUAAACCAAAUGAUAAAAAUGAAGUAGAAAUAAAUUUCCAUAAUGAAUUUGAGAAAUUGUCUAGAAGAAUAACAGAGUCAUUUGAAAAGUAUUUAUCGCUUAACACUAUUAUAUCAGAUUAUAUGAAGAUGACUCAAUUAUUGGAAGCAGCUCAUCGUGAAGGAAAAAUUAGGAAUUCACUGAUUAUGCAAAACUUGAGAAAAUUAGUUACUGAACUUUAUCCGGUAGCACCUUGUAUUUCAGAAGAAUGUGCAUCGAUAAUAAAAAGUGCGCAACCAACACUUGAAGAAUGGAAUCAUUAUGAAUGGCCAAGGGUAUAUCCACUUGCAGAUUGGCAUUAUAAAUGUUAUCAGGUAGCUGUAAAUGGUAGAUCCAGAUUCUGGUUUGUCGAUGAACGUGAUUUGUUUGAUAAGGGUGAAGAAUAUGUUCUUGACAAAGUAAUGUCAUCACUUGAUAGUCAAAGAUUUUUGAAGGGUUUGAAUUAUGAUAAAAUAAUUCUAAAGAACAAUAUCAUUAAUUUUACUUUCAAGAAAAGAAAGAACCUUUUCAAAAAAGAAGAAAAAAAUUGA
This is a messenger RNA of Arxiozyma heterogenica, 2730 nucleotides long. RefSeq names its product leucine--tRNA ligase NAM2 (gene NAM2). The record is from RefSeq and is a predicted model, not a curated record. Bases 1 to 2730 code for a protein of 909 amino acids. Lineage: Eukaryota; Fungi; Ascomycota; Saccharomycetes; Saccharomycetales; Saccharomycetaceae. Gene Ontology annotation, cellular component: mitochondrion. Gene Ontology annotation, molecular function: ATP binding; leucine-tRNA ligase activity; aminoacyl-tRNA deacylase activity. Gene Ontology annotation, biological process: mitochondrial translation; leucyl-tRNA aminoacylation. The transcript has a single exon.